Arachis duranensis is the source of this 696-nucleotide messenger RNA. RefSeq names its product zinc finger BED domain-containing protein RICESLEEPER 1-like. Gene Ontology annotation, molecular function: protein dimerization activity; DNA binding. NCBI's taxonomy places the organism in Eukaryota, Viridiplantae, Streptophyta, Magnoliopsida, Fabales, Fabaceae. The record is from RefSeq and is a predicted model, not a curated record. Bases 1 to 696 code for a protein of 231 amino acids. The transcript is spliced from 2 exons.
AUGGCAUCUAACAUGAAGAAGAAAUUUGAAAAGUAUUGGGAUGAAAUUCAUGAUAUUAUGGGUGUUGCUGCUGUUUUAGACCUUAGGUACAAGAUGGUUGGGGUUGAGCUUCAAUUUGAAAAAAUGUAUCCAGAUCCAACAGAAUGCUCCAAGCAAGUUGAUAGAAUUCAUCAGUUGUGUAAUGAGUUGGUUAAUGAAUACACUCAAAAAAUGAGUUCUGAUGUGUCAUAUGUCGGUGCUAGUAUUGGUGUUGGUACAAAAGAAAGUAAUGAAAGUGGAAAUGCAAGUUUAUUUGGGGGUGAUGAUUAUAUGGUGUAUCUUAAAAGAAGAAAAAUGACAAGGAGUUCAUAUGUGAAUGUUGAGUUAGAUCAUUAUCUUGAGAAGGAAAUUCAUCCUCCAAAUGAUCCUAACUUUAAUGUUUUGAAAUGGUGGAAGAACAAUCACAUGAAAUUUAAAGUUCUUGCAAAAAUAGCUAAGGAUAUAUAUGCUAUUCCGGUGUCCACUAUUGCAUCUGAAUCUGCUUUUAGUACAAGUGGUCGUAUAAUUUCUCCUCAUCGCGCAAAGUUCAAACAAGACAUAAUUGAAGUUUUGAUGUGUGGCCAAAGUUGGUUGUGGGCACCUUUGGGAAGUAAAGGUUUAAAUCUUGAUUUGCAAACUUUUAAUGAUGAUGAAGAUGUUGAAAGUGAUCAAGAAUAA